AGAAACUACGUGAUGCACGGAAUAACACUUAAAAGGACAAAAAACCUCAGACUUUCGACUUCAGUAUUAGAAUUGGUUGAUCGACACAGAUGCCCGUUUAAUAUGGAAAGUAUUUUAGAAGUCUUUAAAUUUUGCUUGGUUUAA
Molecule: messenger RNA, 144 nt
Organism: Funneliformis mosseae
Lineage: Eukaryota; Fungi; Glomeromycota; Glomeromycetes; Glomerales; Glomeraceae
Source: the annotation of a GenBank genome assembly